CAAGUGGGGUUUGUUUUUUUCCAUUCUCCAUGUUCAUUUACCUCCAUCCCAUUCUCCUUUCUCUUUACUUUCUUCCCCUCAUCCCUGUCUUUCCCCCUAACCCCUGUCCUCAACCUUGCCUAUCAAGCUGAUACAUUUAUAAAGAGAUAUUCCAUUGCAGUUCAUUUCUAUCCGUUUCACAUUCGUAUCUUUUUCCUGUAUAACCCUUUCCCAUGGCCUCGUCUCAGACGCGGCUGUGCCGUAGACUACUCUUACUGCCUCUUCUCUCACUCUUCCUCACAAUCCUUCCUUCAACCCAAGCUGGCAUCUUUGGUGCCUCGGUCGCACGCCUCAACUAUGACCGUAUCACAGUUAGAAAUCAGCCUAGCAGCAUUGGCCAGGCAGAUAGCAUUGCCGGUGGCGGACAUCUGGCUGCAGGCAUCAUCCUCAAAACGGGCGACAUCCCCGAGGAUGGACUUUCGGGCGUUUUAUUUGACAUGGGGUUUGCUUGUACACCAGACUUUGAUCCUUCCAACACCCUGCCCUCCUCAGAUUUUUACGGUCUACCCCGCAUUGCUCUAAUCCAACGUGGUGGUCCAAACACAAAUGACGCUUGCACUUUCCGAACCAAAAUCCUUCAUGCUCAAGCCAACAACUCAAUCGCUGCAAUCAUCUAUAAUGGCCCUAGUACAACUGCUAUCAACAGCGCCACAGCGGCACUUGAAAAUGGCGAGUCACCACUAGAGAUCCCCGGCGUGCUGAUCUCACACGAGGACGGCUUGAUGCUCAAGAACUUACUGCAACAGACCCAGAACAGUGGCACGGUUGAUUUUUUCAACCGUGUUCGAAUCUCCAUGAAACUGGAAGACAAGAUACCUGUCAUCUGGGAAUUUGUGCUGAUCGUUGUCGUUGUCAUGCUUGCUAUCUCUUUGACUGUCUCUGCGGUGCUGCAUUGUCGCUUGUAUGCAUUGCGUCAACGUAUUCGUAUGGAUGCGUUAGCGAGAGGAGCAGAUGUACUCCCUAACGGCACUAUCCGCAUGCGAAAGGUGACAUUGGAUAAAGCUACAUUGGAUGGGCUUCCUGUCAGGAUCUACAGACAGCCUCGAUCUAGCUCUAUAGCAGCUGUAUCAUCGCCAACGGGAGCGGCAGCAACACAGGAGGGACAGUCCAAGACACUUACCGCUGCGACUUUAUCACGGUCGAUUUCAAAUGGAGGAUCCAUUUCUGGUCAAUCUGUCCGAUCCCAGAGGGCCGUGGCUGCUGCAACUGCUUUAAAUGCGAGCACCCACUCUCUAUCAAAUCCUGCUUCUACUCCGACUCCAGUCAAUGGAGUAGAAGGUAUCAGUGAUGAUACUUGCGCCGUGUGUAUAGAUGAGUUCGUGGAGGGGGAGGAGAUUAGAAUGCUGCCUUGCCAUCAUGAAUUCCACUGCGAGUGCAUUGAUCCAUGGCUUAUUCGUAAGAGCUCCACCUGUCCACUCUGUAAAUAUGAUUGUUUACCUCGGACAGAGGAGGAGAUCGAAGGUAGGGGCGAAGACGCCAACAUUGUCAUUCCAAACGACCGACUCAUGGAGUUUAUCAUGGGGCCUGACUGGGUGGCUGCCCAGACAUUACGGGGUCAUAAUGGAAGUAGCAGAGUGGAUCGAAUAGGGCAUUUCUUUGGGGUAAUAUGGGAUCGGCUACGUGGGCGGCCUCCGCGCCCUCCACCAAGGGCAACAAUUCCUUCACCAGCUUCUGCUUUGGCCUCGCCAAGGCAACAGCAGGCACUCUACUCAACUGCGCCGAAUCGGAUGGUGCAAUUGGAUGAAAAUGGCCAAGUGCCUUUGCAGUUGAUCACCCCAAGGGGCAUUUCUGCUAUACCAACCUUAGUACCGCCGUCACCAUCACAGCCAUCAUCACCAAUGCCUGUAUCAGAGUCCUCGACCACUCCUGUCCCAGCCCCAGAACCUACAGCACCGGUAAGAACACAGGAAAGUGUAGAGCAACAAGCAAUUUCGUCGGUUGUCCUUAAUAUCCCAGCGGCGCAGGAGCCUGGGUCAGGCUUCAGCUCUCCCCAACAACCGACUUCAAAGGAACCUUAGAUUGUUGAAGCCUUGGGACAGCCCUGUAUACUCCAUCUACAUCUUAAUUUAUUGCGCCCUUCAAUUGAAAAUUGGAACAAAAAAUAAUAAAAUAUUUUUAUCG
Messenger RNA from Lobosporangium transversale, 2160 nucleotides. RefSeq lists its product as hypothetical. Lineage: Eukaryota; Fungi; Mortierellomycota; Mortierellomycetes; Mortierellales; Mortierellaceae. The record is from RefSeq and is a predicted model, not a curated record. Bases 213 to 2057 code for a protein of 614 amino acids. The transcript is spliced from 4 exons.